GUUGCUUUGUUGUUUUUGUCGAUUUGUGCGAUUUAAAUGUGUAGUAAAUUAUUACUAUAAAUUAUAUUUUUAUUUGUUAUAAUACUAAAAAUUAAUUUAAACCUAUUAAAAUUACAACAUCGCAUUUAAACAAAUUACGGUCUAAAAUAUUGAUAUUGUUUUGUUUUUAAAUUGACGCUAUAAACUUGUCGAAUUUGACACAAAUAUGUUAUAAAUUUGAUUGUUAAGUUUUAGUGUAAAUUAGUGAAAUAUAAUGGCAACAAGAGCACCUCUGCAAGAAUUACCACUUAUUGGCCAUAUACCUGAAACCAUUUCAGAAAUAUCUCUCGAUAGCAUUGAAAAGUAUAUUCGCCAAGUUUGUUUAAUUGCAUCCUCCUCAGCUGGCUCAAAAAAUGAUAUUGCACAAAUUUUUGAAAGUUUUGAAAAGACAAAGGAAUUGAAAAAUGAAAAAUUCGUAUCAAGACUACUGGGUGGUGUUUUUAAUGAAAUUCUUUAUAUGGAUGGUUCAAGCAAAACAUCAGAGAAAAAAUUGUUGGUUUUAUUUUAUAAUGGCAUAGUAAAAAAUGUACCACAAUCAAUAAUGGCACUGGCUGUUGAACAGUUAGAUACAUUUUUUGUUUACCGAUUAAUGGAUUUCCUUGAAAUCACUGGAAAUUUUGACCUACAAAUGACUCUAGUGGAAGCUUUGUUUCGAACUUAUGGUUCAAAAUAUUUAAAACAAAAGGCAUCUGCUUUAUUGACUGGAGAAGGGCAUGAAUUUAAUGUUUUGAGGAAACUUUUUACAUCCAUUACCAAGGAGAAUUUUUUUGAAGAUACCAGAUUAUUUCUAAAUGCUUCUAAUAAAAGAACUUCCAAAGUUUUUUCAAUUAAGGCUAAUUCUAUUGAGAUUGAUGAUUACAUGUAUAUUCAUAAAGACAAAAAUAAGAAGUUUUGGGUGGACAUUAAUCAGGUUGAUGCUGAAGUGUCCUGGUAUUUACCAAAAUCAGAAAUACCAAAAUUGGUUCUGGAUUCUGCUCUCCCCUCUGAAGACCUAGUUCUUGUUACCCUCAACUUGGUGGACGUUAUAAAGACUGAUGUUUUAGGAUCGAAGACAAAUGAAUAUUACCUUAUAUUUAAACUGAAAGGUGACAUUAACAUUGAUACCCUUAAUAUACAGAUACAAGGUAAAAAAUGUCUAAAAAUUAAAUUUCUCAGUGACAAUAAAUUUCAUAUGUGCGUCGAUGAAGUGCUGUCAGGACUUUUGUGUAAAAAAAUUUAUGAUACUGAAGAGCCUACUCUUAAAAAAAUCAGCAGCAGCAGACGCAUAACUAAAAGCAAUAACGAUUCGUCCUGCCUAAAUUCUAUUGGAAUAAAAAGUCCCUCAGGCUCUGGUAGCCCUUCUCAGGCUGAAAUAAUAUCAAUUACAGAUAUGACCGAAAAUAAUUCGAUAUCAAGCCAACAAUACGAUACGGCGUUAAUAUGCGAUGUUCACAAAGUAUGGGCGUUUAAAAAACAAAAUGAUUACAAGGAACUCCCAAUAACACUUUCAACAAAUAAAUCUAAUAGCAAUUCUUAUAAAACACCAGACCGAAAAAAAUCGAGUGCAAAAUACAAGCAGUUUAUGGAUGAGGAAAUAAUUUCCAUAGAAGAGCAUAAUAACAAUGUAGUUGAGCCUAAGAAAUCGAUGGGAAUGCAGAAAAAUAUUCGAACAGGAAAAAAUGUUGAUAAUUCAUCGGUUUUAAAACAAACUAGGACGUCAAGUGCUAAAAAGUCAAAAACAUCAAUAUGUACUAAAAAAUCUGAGGAUAAUAAUAAAUUAAAAGAAAGGAAAUCAGAUUACUCGCAACUAUCUAUGAUUGCUAAAAACUGUAGUUUUGAUCGUGACAUGCUCUCCUCCUUAGGAGCAAGCAUUGCAUCUAAAGAGAAUAAAUCUUGUGCCAAAGAUCUUAUCGGCGAGCACUUCUCUGAAAUACCUCCAGUAAAUAUACCAAAAGAAUCUUUAAUCAACGCAGAAGCAUCUCCUAAAAGUUUUAAAACAGAAGUGCCAAAAAUUUCGUUAUCCCAGCCAAUUGAAUCAAACAAAAAAAUAGUAAAGAAAAAUCAAAACUUUUUAGAACGUGAGGAGGAUAACCUUCGUAUUUCAAAAAAUAGCAGGGGUAAUAAUUCAAUGGCACCAAGCCAGAUAUCAAAUCCAUUAGAAAAUGAGCCUAACAAUAAAUCAGACAGCGAACAAACUCAAAUUUCGAAAGUAUCCGAAACAUCAGCUGUUAAAAACAAAGUGGAAAUUUUACAGAACAUCUUACUUAAUGAAUGCAGUGCAAAAAAUAAUAAAAAAACGCUUCAAGAAAUAACUGAUAACAAUCACGAUAAUUUUCCUUCUAAGAAAGCCAAGCUAACAGAGAUACAGAAACACUUAAAUAAAAGCCAAUCAACCCAAAAUAAUAAUAAAAAGGCAAAUUUAUCAGAUGAAGAUGAUGAUAACUUGCUUUCCAAUUCAGCAAACACAUCGCUAAUUCAGAAAGACCAAAUUUUAAUAAGUACCACUAAGAACGUUGAAAAGCUUGAAAUAAAGAAAAUCAAAUUAACACACAUAGAAAGGGAAGAUUAUAAGAGAACACAGCAGUCAAUUAAACCUAAGAAAUCUAAGAAAGUCAAACUAUCAAAAAAACUCUUAAAAAUAAAAAAUAAAAAAUCCGAUUUAUUAAGUUAUGAGGAUGAUGAAUAUUCCCCCUCCAAAUCAUCAAAAAUGUCAGAAGAUUUAAUUAAAACUGUACAAGAUACCGAACCCGUUCAAAGGUUAAAAAAUAAUGAUUUUACUUCUAAGAUACCCAUAAAAUCAAUUCAGACAAAUGUUACAGCAUAUCCCAGGAAGGGAUUGAAAGGUACUAACUCUAGUCAAAUAUAUCAAGAUAAUUCAAUGAAACAAACGCUGCAAAGUAAAAUUUCAACUGAUGAAUUUAAAAUAAAUCCUAAACAAAGAGCUCAAAAACCAAUUGAAGAACUCGCAGAUUUGCAAGAACAUGAAGCUGUUAAAAACGACGAUAAUGAAUAUGCUAAAGCUUUUGUGCAAAGUAAUCAAGAAAAAAUCAUAACCUCAGCUGAAGAUCAAGCAGCGGAAGAUUUAGAUUUAAUGGCUCAAUUAAGUCAAAUACCCCAACAGUUAAAUUUAUCGAAUGAAAAGAAUGAUAUGCCCUUGGUUCAAAAAGAGAAAAAAAAUAAAAAUAUAGAUUUGCCAAGGAAAGAUGUUUAUACAUGUACUAAGCAAGACAAACAAUUAAAAACAAUUCAUAAACGAAGAACUCGAAAACCACUUAAAAAACCGGCCAAUUUACAAGAACAUAAAGCUGUUAAAAAGGACGAUGAUAAAGUGAAAGAAAAAGAAAAAAACACCUUAGCAAGAGAUCAACCAGCGGUAUCGAGUAAAGAAAAUGAGAUGCCCUAUAUGGAUUUAUCAAAAUCAAAAUGUGAUGAUAAUGCGUCUCCUAAGCAAACCAAAGUAACUCCAAAUCGAAGAUCUCGAAAACUAAUUAAAGAACCUGUCGAUUUACAAGAACAAGCUAAUAAAAAGGACCAAGAAAAAAACAAAACCUCAGCUAAAAAUCGAGCAGAUGCGGAAAGUCCAGAUUUAACGGUUCAACUAAGUCAAAUAACAAAAAAAUUAAAUUCAUCGAGUGAAGAGGAUGAACUGCCCUUGGCUCAACUUUUUCAUAAAAUUAUAGAUUUGCCACGGAAAGAUGAUUAUAUUUCUAAUAAGCAAGGCAAGCAAUCAAUAAUAACUUUACAACAUGAAGCUGUUAAAAAGGACGAUGAUGAAGAUGCUAAAGUUAAAGAAAAAGAAAAAAACAACACAUCAGCCAAUGAUCAACAGGCGGUAUCGAGUGAAGAUAAUGAGAUGCCAUUAGUUCAAAAUAUUCUGAACAAGAAAGAAAUGAAAAUUACAAAUUUACCAAGAUCAAAAUAUGAUAAGAAAACCAAGCAAACAAAAGAAACUCCCAAGCGAAGAUAUCGAAAACUACUUAGAGAACUUGCCGAUUUACAAGAAGCUGAAAAAAAGGAGGUCGAUGAAGAUACUAAAGUGGUACGCACCAAAAAAGCUUUUGUGCAAAAUAAUAAAAAACAAACCAAAACUUCAGCUAAAAAUCGAGCAGCAGCGGAAAGUCCAGAUUUAACAGUUGAAUUAAGUCAAAUAACACAAAAAUUAAACUCAUCAAUUGAAGAGGAUGAAAGGCACUUGGUUCAACUCAUUCAGAAAGAAAACAUAAUCAUAGAUUUGCCACUGAAAGACGAUCGUAUGCAAGACAAACAAUCAAAAAUAACUCCGGCCAAGGAACAAGAACAAGAGGCUGUUAAAAAGAACGAUGCUAAAGUGGAAGAAAAAAUCAAAAGCUCAGCUAAAGAUCAAGCAGUGAAAAGUCCAGAUUUGCCACGGAACGAGGAUUAUAUUUAUAAUAAGCAAGACAAGCAAUCAAAAAUAACACCCGCCAAGGAACAAGAACAAGAGGCUGGUAAAAACGAUGAUAAAGUGGAAGAAGAAAUUAAAAGCUCAGCUAAUGAUCAAGCAGUGGAAAGUCCAGAUUUAACGGUUCAAUUAAGUCAAGUAACACAAAAAUUAACUUCAUCAAGUCUAGAGGAUGAAAUGCCCUUGGUUAAACCCAUUCUAAAAAAGAAAGAAAUUCAAAUCUUGGAUUCAUUAAAUCAAGACGAUGAUUCUACUUCCCCUAAGCAAGGCCAGGAAUCUAAAAUAGUUCGAAAACCAGUUAAAAAACUGUCUGAUUUAAAAGAAGACCUUGUUAACAGGGACAAUGUUGAAGAUACUGAAAUGGUAAUAUAUACCAAAAAAGCUUUUCUGCAAUUCAAUGAAGAAAAAAGCAAAACAUUAGCUAAAGAUCAACCAGCUGAGAAUAAGAAACAAAUCCAAAAAAAUACUGGAAAACCUAAAAUUGUUGAUAAACCUGGUGUUCUUUUUGCAAGCUACUUGGGUCCUCACUCUGAUAUUGAGAAUCCGAUUUCCGAGCACUCAGAUAUAUGUGAAGAAAGGGAGCAAAGUAAUUUAGAUAACGGUUCUGUUGAUAAGACCAAUAUUGAAGAUGUCUUACUUGAUAACGAAGAUAUAUUUAAUGAUGAUGAAGAUGUGCCUGAAAAUCUGUUUGAUGAGGUUAAUAAAUUAGCAACUAACCCAAACAAUGUUGCCCCCAAAAGAUUGGAACGCAGUAACAAUGAAGAACAAAAUGUAAUUUCGUCAUAUGAGGGUCUUGUGAAAGUGGAUAAGCCUUUACGAACAUCCAUAUUAGAAACAUUCAGUGCAAUCCAAAACACCAAAGCAAAUAAGCCUGUGUAUUCAGUAAAAUCAUCCAAAACAACAAAAAGAAUAUUAUAUGAUGGUGAGGAAACGCAUUUGGAAGAAUUAAAAUUGGAAGUUUCAAAGAUGGAUAUGGAGAAAAGGGAAAACAUAAAAAUAAAUAAGACAGUACCACAGUAUCAUAAGAAAAAGUUAAACAAUAAAAAUAAUACUGCACUUCAUGAACUAUCUUAUAAAGAGAAGUUAACCACAGUCAAUAAGACUAUUAAAAAAAUAGGAAGAAAACGAAAAUAUAGAGCUAUAAAAAAUAUACCUUCAGAUUUUGAAUCAGAUGCUGAAAAUAACAUAAGUUAUGAUGAUAUACUAUCUUCAGUUAUUCGUCCAAAAAAGACCAAGCUUAGAAAUAGGAAUAGUAAUGUUGAAAAUAUGGAUUUGUCAGACAAUGAAGAAGCCAGGGCUGCUCUGGAUGACUUUUUUCUACAUGUUAAAAAUAAAUCUAAAAUGUUUUUAAAGUUAACUAAAAAUUCACAACAAAUUACUGCUCUUAAACAGUUAAAAAACACGGCACAUAAAUAUUUAAGUAAAUCGGAAAUUUAAGUAACUGUUAAUGCCUAGAAUUGUUGAUGUAUUAUUUAUUUAUUAUUGUUAAGUGUAAAUUAUAUAUUUUUUUGAGUAAAUAAUAAUAAUAAUUAAUGUAU
Molecule: messenger RNA, 5976 nt
Organism: Brassicogethes aeneus
Lineage: Eukaryota; Metazoa; Arthropoda; Insecta; Coleoptera; Nitidulidae
Source: the annotation of a GenBank genome assembly